Scylla paramamosain (green mud crab) is the source of this 6373-nucleotide messenger RNA. Its product is annotated as nucleolar pre-ribosomal-associated protein 1-like. Gene Ontology annotation, biological process: maturation of LSU-rRNA from tricistronic rRNA transcript (SSU-rRNA, 5.8S rRNA, LSU-rRNA); maturation of 5.8S rRNA from tricistronic rRNA transcript (SSU-rRNA, 5.8S rRNA, LSU-rRNA). The transcript has 15 exons. Gene Ontology annotation, cellular component: nucleolus. Bases 203 to 6097 code for a protein of 1964 amino acids. The record is from RefSeq and is a predicted model, not a curated record. NCBI's taxonomy places the organism in Eukaryota, Metazoa, Arthropoda, Malacostraca, Decapoda, Portunidae.
GGUGUUAGAUGAGAGCCUGGUGGUGCACGUGGAGUUUGAACAUGUGGUGGUGUGAGCAGUGAGCCGAGACAGUGACAGUAGAAAAGCAGGUAUAGUGUGUGGUAUCGUCAUUGCAGCUAGUGACUCGACAGCCCUGAGCUGCUAUGACAACACGUCCUGAUCCCCAGUGACUCCACAACCCGGCGAGAGGACACCAGCAGAGAUGAAGGUUGACGCGCUCCUCAAGGAACUGGAGGGGAAUCUCCCAAUAGCUGCCUUGAAUGAAUUCAAUACCGCAGUGGAGGAAAGUAGUGAGCCACAAGGCAUCAUCCAUGGCUUGCUCCUUGCCUCAAGGAGAUGUAAUGAAAUCCUGGAUCUUUUGCUGGCAGAGAAGCGAACCCAUGCAGAGUUAGCCACAAUUUUUACUACUCUUGGUCACAUAGUUUUAAAUAUUGCUGGUGAGCUAACUGAAUACAGUCAUGUUGGUCUUCACAUAACUCAACAGUUACUUCACAAUCAUGAAACAAGCAUCUACAAACUCACUGCAUCGACAAGUACCAACAGAGCUUUAAAGUCUGUACUUCGUUGUCUCACAGGAAUGGUUAUGAUUGGAGGAGAAGCUGCAAAUGAAGUAUUAUCUACAUUGGAUUGGGAAAAAAUCAAUAUUGGUGUCAUUGCACAUCGCCAGAGUCUGAAGGAUGUAUUUGAUGUUCGUUCUUGGUGUAUUUACCUAAUUUUGGCCUUCCUGAAUUCCUCUGAAGAACCUAAUCUCAUUAAGCAAUUUCUUCAUAAAAAAGACUUGCUGCCAGCCAUAUUUCCUGGUCUUGUUUGGGAUCCUUGUGAACGAGUCAUCAAUGUGUUAAAGAUUAUGCAUGAGUCAGUGCUGCUGAAUCGAAGUGUCACAAAGACCAUGAAGAUUGACAUUUUUACACCUUCAACAACCAAAUACCUUCUUGAGCUUUAUAAGUGGAUGGGGCCAGUUGGAAAACUUGCUAAAGGUGGGAAUCUUGAGGACUUAGAGAGUGACUUGGCUAAGGAAAUUUUGAAGGACAGAGCUCAGAUCAAAGAAGUUCUUCAUAAAUUUUUGUUAACUCUCUGCAGCUCAACUUCUCAUGGCAUUGUAUUUAAAGAAAAGGUUCAAGGAGGAUCAAUAAAAUCAAAUAAUUGGUGUGUCUAUAAAAUUUUGUCUAAUCUAAAGACACCAUGGGAAAGUCCAGAGGAGAGUGAAUUAAUGAGUUCUUUCUUGGGUAAGUGUCCUGACCUUCUCAAGACAUAUCUUCCCACUUUGAAAAGCUCUCUAAAGCCAAGACCAACAAGAGCUUUUGUUUCCCUUAUGGACAUGGUAACUCACAUCAUUGACAAUCAGACACCCUGGUUGAAAUUGGAAACACAUGGUCUUGAAGGAACAGUGGGAUGCAUCAUACCUCAGCCACUCAUACAUCCCUACAUCAAGUCUUUGUUGGAAUCAUGUGACAGCUUAGUCAGAUUUUCUGGCAUUAUGCUUGUGCUCACUAUGUUAUCCAAAACCAAGGAGACCAUUGAGAACAUAAAAAAUAGCAAGGAACUCUCACAGGAAGUAAAGCACCAUACUCAAGAAAAAGUCAUGAAAAUGGUCUUCAAGGUGUUAAAGCCAGAUCCCAUUAUUGGAUGUUGGGAAAUUGCUACACAUCAGAAAACAACUAAAAUCAGUAAAGAGGAAUUAUCUUCAGUUGAAAAUUUAGAGCAGCCACAUAAAAUCAGCGAGCUUCUAAAUAUUGCCAAAGUCCUGAGUCUGUAUAAUGAACUGCAGCCCAAAGAAGCCUUACAUGAGGUUGUGGAUCCAUUGAAGAUGCUGGGCAUCAUACAGAUGUUACCAACAAGUGAUGAUGACAGUUCAGAGAGGACUAAGGAAAAAUUAGAACUUCAAGUACUAUGUCUAGAACUUAUAGCUCAUAGCAAGCAAAGUCUGGAAAUUGUAGUUGACACUUCUGCAACUGUUGAUGAGUAUAAUGAGAAAAUUAAAGAAAAUAUCUUAUAUAGAUUGAUAAGUACAUAUGCUCAGUCUAGAAAGGCAACUGUAACAAAUAAAGAUGAAGAUCUCAAGGUUCUUUUAACUGAGAAAUGCUUCAGAAUUCUGUCAAAUGCUCUUGCUAAAGUAGGCUUACCUGCACAUUAUGAUGGAAGUGUUAAAUUUUGGUUAAGACACAUAACAAUUGAAAGAGAGGCAAAACUUACAUCUUUCUUAACCAGAAUAAUUCAGAAGACUGUGCAAUCCCUUCAUCACUACACAGAUGUUAUUAUCAAGAUCACGAGUCAGUUAAAGAAAAAUACCAGUGAGGAGAUGGAAAGUUCUUUUAUGGAUUCAUUUGAAAUUAUGGAAGUUGCAGAUAACCAAGAAGUUUCAAGCAUUUCAGUUUCUUUACCAUUUUCUCGAUUGGUUCUUGGUGCAGUUGACUUGCUUGAAGAAGAAUCAGAUCCAGACUAUAUUGAUUACUUUUCAAAAGUAAUUACUGAUUAUCAGUAUUCUGUGAAUGAUCCAGAAUUGCUGGCUGCUUUUCUUCUUCACAAUGAUAAGAUUAUGACACCAACAUUAGCUGACUAUUUGAGAGCCUGGUGCAGAGAAAGCACUGGCGAAUCACAAAAUAUUAAUGUCUUAGGAGAAAACCCAAGCCUUUCAGAAAUACUGAAAUACCUUUUUAUGACUAAUGAUGUGAUAUCUGUAGAAAAGUCAUUAGAUUUUGAAACUUUGACAGAAAUGAUAUCUGCAUCAGAUCUUGACUUGAUCAUCUCACAACUUCUCUUGUACAUACAUUUGAAAUCAGAUAUUAAGAAAAACAAGAAGAAAGUUCAGAAAAUAUAUGUGGAUCUUUUGAGACAGAUUUACUCAUUACUUGAGGGCAACAGUCCUGAUAAAGCCAAAUAUGUACUGCAGACUGUGCUGGAACAUCCCAGAAUAUUAAAAGCUUACAAACCAUUUUCCACAAAAAGCUCUCCAGUUACUGAAAUGACUCAGGAUUUUAUUGCAACUAUUUUAGAAAAGCAUCCAGAACUAGUCUCAAAAACAGUUCCCUACUUUCACAAUAUAAUGAAGGGUUUAGAAGUUCACCUCAGUAGAAAUGACAUUGUAAAUUAUUGGGACCCACUUUCACCUUUCAUUAUGUCAAUUCACACAGUUGUGAGCUAUGAAGCAGCUGAACAGAUGCUCACUACUUGCCUUAAAACUCCAUGUUCUACAUCUGAUACCUUAGAAAGCCUUUUGAUUGAGGUUCUAAAACUUAUUUUAAGAACAACAAGUGCCAAGAGGAAGUUAAAAGAAGAAUCUGUUGAACUCUUGUUCAGAAAGUUCUUUGAAUGGGGAAGGGUUAAGGAAGUAUCUGCCUCUCAAGAAGUUAUCUCUCAGCAUGCUGAAGCACUGCUGAUUCAAGUGUUGAGUCCUGCAACUAUUGAACAGCUUACUACAGGGGACUUAAAAUCUCUGCUUCAGCUCCAGCCACCAUGUCCAGAUCUAUGUUGCCAUAUAGUAAAGCAGCAUCCUCAGCACAGCCACACUCUUGCUAAGUAUCUUAAGAAGCAUGGAACUGUUUUGCCACAUCAGGCUCCUCUGUUAGCACAACUUUUAAAUCAGAGUGACAUUGCUGAGACUGCAACUGGAGCACUCAUUAAGGUUUUGAAUGAAAUAAAGAUGUGGGUCCUAGAUACUGAAGGUGAGGAAGAUGAAACACGUCAGCUACUUCCACACGUCUUCAGGAUGGAAUUAUUAGAUGAGGAGACUCUGACUGAUGUUUGCCACAAGCUUUAUGAAGAGAUAGUCAUCAAGAAGCAACCACCACCCAAGAAAUUGCUGUCUCUGUUACCAGUAUUUAAAGUGUUGUCAAAGUCUGGCCGUAAAGUAUCCCAAGCUGAUCUACCAGAAGAACAUUUAUCGGUGCUCCACAUCUGUCUGAGUUGCAUCAGGACUACUUAUCAAAAAGAAAACCAAUGGUCAGAUCUUUUGUUGAGUGUUGCUGGGCUAGUGAGUGAAGUUAUUCCAAAAAUAAAUGAGUCUUCACUUCAGAGCAGCCUUACCAGCAACAAACUUUGGUCCUCUUUUGUCAAGCAGGUCUUGCGCAUUGGAAUUAUUGAUCCCAAUUUAGGUCCUGACAUGAUACAGACCCUCAACCAGUUGUCUUCAGCUAUAUAUAAGAAGGAUAGAAACAAUAGAAACAAUGAAAAUGGAGAAAGUGUUCUUCCCAUAAAUACUCUCUACCAAAUGAUCAUUGGGCACUCUCAGUAUCUGACGCUCAUGUUCAAUCAAGAGGAGGAAUGGGAGAAACUGAAAGAAAAAGUGGUGUCACUGCAGCAGACACUUGUAGAUUGUGAAGAAACAGUGUGCCAGGAGAGCCAUGUGCCCAUCUUGCUUGGGGCAUAUGGAGCAUCAAUGUCAGUUCUGGAUCAACGAAUUCUAAAACUGCUAUUCACAUAUGAAAAGAAGGGUUUCAUGACCAGUUACCAACCAGUCUUGUGGGGCAAGGCUGCUAUUGUUCAUUUUGGUGUGAAAUCCCAAACCAUUGGCCUCUUCAGAGAUCCUAUGCCAGAACAAGUGCUAGGCUUAUUGAACAUGGACAGAAUUCUGCACACCUGUUAUAAUUUCAACACAAGGCUGCCUUUGGAGCCAACAGAUAUCUGCAAGGAGGACAAAACACUCUAUGAUGUUCGAUUUCUCCUGCCACUAAUGUUGUAUUUGGCUACAGAAGAAAGAUUAAGUGAAAUUGAUUAUGCAGAAUCUGGUGCAGUUGUUCUGGGCCUCAUAGCCCUUACAUCACAUCAGCAGCCUGUUUGGGGUGUGGGUGCUGCCAUUCUUAGACACAUGGUUGAUAAAAUGGAGAAAUCAAGACAUAAAAGAUUAAGUUUGCCAUGGUUUUGGAUGGUAGGAGUUGUCAGUUGUGCCUUGAAUGGGAAGAAGCGGCGCCUACCAGCAUUGACAACUCACUUCCUCAUCCAUGCAUCUCAGCUUCUAUCUCAGCCAGAGCAUCCUUUGUAUCACGUAGUUCUGAACUACGUUUUUCUGAAGCCUGAUUUCAAAUUGUACUUUGUUCCUGAAUUGUUCAGACUCUACAAUUCUGCACAUAUAACUGAUAGUAGAAAGCAUAGAUCAUUCCUGCUUUCCAUUCUCUCAUCUGGAAUUCGUCAGAUCAUUGACUACAAAAUUAGCCAGAGAAGCUUCACUGCAACCCUCAUGAUGGGGAUGCUUCAGGCCCCUUCGGCUGACACUGAGCUUAAGGUACAGGUUCUUGAAGUGCUGGAAGCAAUGGUGCGCAUUCCUCUUGGUGCUGUUGAGCUUGUGAGGCAGCAUAGUCUUUUAACUGUGCUGUCUGCAGUGUCAUCAGCUGAUGGCCAUGAUCUCCCAAGCAGCAAAUCCAGCCAUCUGCUGCUUCUAUCAAGUGUAGUGAAAGUUUUGAAUACUCUUUGGAAAACAGUGUUUGAGAGUACUACUAGGAAAGAUAUAAUAGCCAGUGACAUUCCUGAGGAACAGUUACUAGAACUAGAUGAUAGUCAUGCUGAAACGAAGACAAGUCCUGAAAUCAUUAUUUAUCAUCCUAAGAGAAUUAAACUUGAUUUAGAAAGUUAUUCAAGCCCAGAGAAUUCUGAUGCAGAUAUGGAUGAAGAAGAUGAAAAGUUGAAGGACUCAAAUGUUCCAUUGCAGAAAUUAUUACCUCCCUUAUUUAUUCAUGAGUACCUCAAUACUCUCAAGCUGCUUUUACCAGCUGUCAUCGCAAAUUCUCCACCAACUACCUUGGCAACAUAUCUGCAACUUGUGUCAGAAGUUGUGCUCUAUGUUGGAACAAUCGCAGAAUCAUCAAGUAAGAAACAGAGGAUACGCUUAGCAGCUCUGGCUCCAGAUACUAUGAAAGAACAGGUAUUUCAAAGGAUUCAAUGGAACAUUUUGCAUGAGCAUCUACAAGGAACCAUGAGUGAUGAUGAAGAGGUGAAGCUGCUUGGAACCAAAAGUAAAGACUUCUUAGAGAAAUGGAGAAGUGAGCCCCUCAGUAUCACUUUACAGAAAGUCAAACAUAGUCAACCUGAUGCUGAAAAUAGUCAUCAUGGCAUUAUUGAAAUGAAGGAGGCUGUUUUGAAGCUUUUAAAUGUAUUAGGAAGAUAAUUAAAGAGAAGCAAAGAUAAUGAGAUAUGUAGGUGGAUGACAUAUUAGUAUUGUUUCCUUUCAUACUAAAGCUCUUGUUCACCUUACAGAAAAUAGUGUAUGUGUGUGUGCAUAUGUGUGCAUUCCAGCAGUUACUGUGAAGGAAACCUUGGAGCUCAUAUAGUGCACUGUGUCUGGGGAGUGCUGUAUGUUUAUAACUGUGAUGUUUCUCCAUUGUUAGGUCAUUAUGUACAAAAUGUACUCUACAUUAAGGUGCAAUUAAAUAUUUGCAUUUUC